Messenger RNA from Dibothriocephalus latus, 873 nucleotides. The record is from the annotation of a GenBank genome assembly. NCBI's taxonomy places the organism in Eukaryota, Metazoa, Platyhelminthes, Cestoda, Diphyllobothriidea, Diphyllobothriidae.
AUGAGUGCGACCGAUGAAGUUUUAGCAGUCAACACACCAGAAAGCGCUGACAUGAAGCAACUAGAUAUGAAAAAGUCGGCAACCUUUGUAGACUACGACAGCGAAGCGACAGAAACUUCUUUUGAUGCGGGAGGUCCGGAAAACGAAGGAGAGCUGAAACGUGAAAUAAGAGCGCUUACCGUCAGGCUUCUAGAAAAAGAGAUGGAAAUUCAAAAUAUAGUUUCUUCUUCAAAGGCGAAAGAGAAAAAUUUGAAGGAACACCUGCAAACAAGUAUGCAAUUUACUUCCUUGAGACUCGCGAAGGAGCAAAGUCUGACUGAGGGCCAGAGGACCCUUCUGGCCGAGGCCGUUCAGCUGCGCAGAAUCCUUGCCGACUAUCGCCUGGCUAUCACAUUCGAAAGAAAUGAAGUUCAAUCACAUUCGAUGGACGACAUAUUUUUAAUUGGAAGAUCAGACUGUGAACUUCUACAGACAAUUCCCUGGGAACGUCUGACGUUACUGGAUCUGUUAAAAUUUCGCGUUUUUCAGCUGGCUGCGACUGUGCAAGAGUGUAAAAGUGUCUGGCAGGCGAAAGAAGAGGCUUCAACUCAGACAGUGGAGGAAAUUCCAGUGCAAUCGCCUUUGAAUAAGAUACCUUGUCCUGGCUGCGCAAUCCGUGCGGAAUCUGUCGUAGCUGAGGAGUCGCACAUAGCUGCCGCGCCACCCCCGAAAAACGAAAAGGACUGGGCAAUUUCCGGAGAACGUCAACUUUCCCUACUGAAAGCAGACAAUGAAUAUUUAAGCAAGCAGGUGCUACUAGAAGCCAUUGGUUCUGCACAGGCUAAUUGGCAAUUUCUUUUUAUUGGCGAUAAAAACAAAAUGAGAGUCAAGUAA